UCGCUAAUUCGGCCACCCCGUACAAAUGGCAGAUCAAGCCCUAGCUCCUUCUCAGUUAAGCUCCUGUUACGAGCUCAAGCUCUUGAUUCUCUGCUUUUGCCUUGCAUUUCUCCUUUCCUCAUCUGCGGCGGAGAUCAUCUUUGAAGAGCGAUUCAACGAUGGUUGGGAGAGCCGCUGGGUGAAAUCGGACUGGAAAAGGAGUGAAGGAAAGGCCGGAUCCUUCAAGCACACUGCGGGAAACUGGGCUGCAGAUCCAGAUGACAAAGGAAUCCAGACAUACCCAGAUGCUAGGCACUUUGUACUAUCUGCAAAAAUUCCCGAGUUCAGUAACAAGGAUAGAACACUUGUGCUACAGUACUCUAUUAAGUUUGAGCAGGAUAUCGAAUGUGGUGGAGGUUACAUCAAACUCCUUUCUGGUUAUGUCAACCAGAAGAAAUUCAGCGGCGAUACACCAUAUAGUUUAAUGUUUGGACCUGAUAUAUGCGGUACCGAUACAAAGAAGCUUCAUCUGAUAUAUUCUUACCAGGGACAGAACUAUCCCGUCAAGAAGGAUCUGCAGUGUGAGACAGAUAAAUUGACUCAUUUCUACACAUUUAUUCUUAGACCUGAUGCCUCUUAUAGCGUCCUGGUCGAUAAUCGAGAAAGAGAAUCUGGAAGCCUUUAUUCUGACUGGGAUAUUCUUCCUCCUCGGAAGAUUAAAGCUGUAAAUGCUAAAAGGCCUGCAGACUGGGAUGACAGGGAAUACAUCGACGAUCCUGAUGAUGUUAAACCUGAGGGAUAUGAUUCUAUUCGAACUGAAAUUCCUGACCCGAAAGCUAAAAAGCCUGAUACAUGGGAUGAAGAUGAAGAUGGAAUAUGGAAGCCGCCAAAGAUCCCAAAUCCAGCAUACAAGGGGCCAUGGAAACCAAAGAAGAUCAAAAACCCAAACUAUAAGGGAAAAUGGAAGACUCCAUGGAUUGACAAUCCAGAAUUUGAAGAUGAUCCUGACCUCUAUGUGCUUAAGCCUGUCAAAUAUGUUGCUUUUGAAGUAUGGCAGGUAAAGGCUGGCUCAGUUUUUGACAAUGUUCUUAUAUGCGAUGACCCAGAAUAUGCAAAGCAAGUUGUAGAAGAGAUUUGGACAAAAAAUAGAGAGGCUGAGAAGGAGGCCUUUGAGGAGGCAGAGAAAAUUAGACGAGCUAAAGAAGAAGUGGAAGCACAGAAGGCAAGGGAAGAAGGCGAGAGACGCCGAAGGGAGAGAGGAUAUGAUCGGCGUUAUCGAGAAAAGGAGAGAUACAGGGAUAGAUACAGAAGGCGUCACCAUGAUUUUGAUGAUUAUCAUGAUGAACUCUGAGAGUGCAUCAAAGCACCGCGCAUAUGGGGGUGGCAAAAGGAAAAUAUGGCUUUCAAGAAAAAUAAAUUAGGAUUAGAAUAUUAUGAAUUAAAUUUGAUCAAAAUGAAUUUUAUAGUCAUUAAAUUUAUUUUGAGAUGAAUUUAAACUGAUUAAUCAUAUAGUACAUUCAUCUUAAAUUAAGUUUAAUAGAGAUAAAAUUCAUCUAAUUAAAUUCAGAUCAUGAUAUGCUAAUCUAAAUUUUCUGGGACUCUCAAUUGUUGUGCUGUGUUAGUACUCUCAGUUUGUGGCAGCAUCAGGGAAAGAUUUGGGGUGGCUUUUGGACCCCUUAGUUUUGAAAUAAAUCCUCUCAAAUGUUACGAAUAACAUCAAAGUUUCGUUAAAUUAUAAGUUUAGGAUAAAAAAUGUCUCUCCCUUAGUUUCUUUAAAAUCAUUUAAAUCCUUAUUUGAA
This is a messenger RNA of Dendrobium catenatum, 1778 nucleotides long. RefSeq names its product calreticulin-3-like. Gene Ontology annotation, biological process: protein folding. Gene Ontology annotation, molecular function: calcium ion binding. The transcript has 14 exons. NCBI's taxonomy places the organism in Eukaryota, Viridiplantae, Streptophyta, Magnoliopsida, Asparagales, Orchidaceae. Bases 26 to 1330 code for a protein of 434 amino acids. The record is from RefSeq and is a predicted model, not a curated record. Gene Ontology annotation, cellular component: endoplasmic reticulum; endoplasmic reticulum membrane.